AUGGGUCUCUUCAGAAGUGUAGAUGUCUUCAAAGGAAUCCCCUUCGCCGAUGUUCCUGGGAAGUGGGAGAAACCAAAACCUCAUCCUGGCUGGAGCGGCGUUCUAAAGGUCACCCGAUAUCGGGACCGUUGCCUGCAGGAACGACACGUAGUGUACUUGUUUGGUGGUGCCUUCUUGUUGGGAGCAUCCAACGAUGUGGAGUUCCUUGGAAACUCACUCUAUGAUGGGAAAGAAACGGCAGAUAGAGGCGGAGUCAUCGUUGUCACCGUGAACUACAGAGUUGGUACAUUGGGUUUCCUCAGUACCGGAGACGCACGUCUGCCAGGUAACUAUGGUCUGUGGGAUCAGCAUGCUGCCAUUGCUUGGAUUCGCAGAAACAUUGAAGCAUUUGGAGGACACCCCAUGAACAUCACCAUUUUUGGUCAAUCAGCUGGUGCUGCCAGUGUUAGCUACCAGAAGAACCCCAUGGCCCUCACUAAGAAGGUGACAGACGCACUAACACUGGGUGGUAACUGGUACUUCUACGGUUUGUACUCGCCAUGA
Molecule: messenger RNA, 543 nt
Organism: Cynoglossus semilaevis (tongue sole)
Lineage: Eukaryota; Metazoa; Chordata; Actinopteri; Pleuronectiformes; Cynoglossidae
Product: bile salt-activated lipase-like
Exons: 5
Coding region: 1-543 (180 amino acids)
Source: RefSeq, a predicted model, not a curated record